AUGUCUAGUCCUUCAGUUGCAGUUUCGGUAGUGGUGGCAAUAUUGUCUGAGAAAAUUCAAUUCCCAAUUAAGGUUGUGACCAGAGAUAUCAAGAGCAAAACCAGUACGUCUAAGCUCGAAUAUAUUGAAGGGGAGAUAUCUGAAGCUAAUGUUGAUAAACUUUCGGAACAAUUGAAGGGAGUUGAUGUUAUUGUAUCAUUAACCCCAGCAUCUCCUCCAGCUAAUUUGGUGAAGGAGAAAAUUUUGCAACAAGUUAAGCCACAAAUUUACGUUCCUACUCAAUACGGGCUCAAUGGACGGGAGGUUGACCAAAUCUUACCGGGGAUGUUCAAAUUCAACAUUGACCAUGUCGAUAAUGUUAGGGCCAUUGGUGGGAUUAAGGUUGUUGAAUUUUUGAACGAGUUUUUCAUUGGAGAUGGUUUCUUGACCGAGAUUGUUGGCCAUGCCGGUAUUGAUACCGAGAAAAAGACGGUCACUUAUGCCAAUAAACCAGAAACAAAAGUACCUGUGACUUACCUUCCAGAUAUUGCCAACGCAAUCGUCGGUUUGAUAACAUUAGAACCUUCUGAAAUCCCCCAACUUUUGAAAAUUCAAUCCGCUGAGGUUUCGUUUGAAGAUAUUGCUAAACUUUACGAAAAAAAUCAUAAUGUUAGUUUGAAAGUGGAAACCGUCCCCCUUGAAGAAGUCGUGAAGCAGGCUAAUGACAGGAUUCAAAGUGGCAAAGCUCUUGAUCACAGGGAUUUUAGCUUCAUCAUAUGGGUAGCUAGUUCUACCGGUCGCGAUAAGGGUGGCAGUUACAGCGAGAAUGAUAACGAGUUGAUAAAUCCAGGAGAAAAAUCUCUCAAAUGGACUAAAUUCCAUUAA
This is a messenger RNA of Hyphopichia burtonii NRRL Y-1933, 864 nucleotides long. Its product is annotated as 2'-hydroxyisoflavone reductase. Bases 1 to 864 code for a protein of 287 amino acids. The record is from RefSeq and is a predicted model, not a curated record. The transcript has 2 exons. Lineage: Eukaryota; Fungi; Ascomycota; Pichiomycetes; Serinales; Debaryomycetaceae.